CCACUAUUGUCAGUGGUAACGGGAGCAUAUAUAUUUGGAAGGAAGUGUUUGACAGUGAUCGAAAAUUUCAACCAACGCUGUUUCUCCAAGAGAAUUUUCUUCUCUUUGUUUUAUAGUGAUUAUAACGAUUGUGAAUCACGGUUCUUCGCCGUGGUUUCCGUUUUCUCGAUCUUGCGCGCGCUUUGCUCGCCCGUAGCUCUUCCUUCCCAUCCAUCCAUCCAUCCACCAUCCCUCCCUCCUUCCCUUCCUCCCACCCUUCCUCUCUUAUUCUUUCUCUCUCACUCUCUCCCUCUUCUUUCGCGUGUUAUCCUAUCUCACUCUCUUUCUCUCCCUCCAUCCAUCGAUCGAGCGCGGCCGUGGCGUAAUAUAGAAGAACCGAACCGUGCGGACGUGCAUGCGUGCGUGCGAUGUAAUUAUCGUUCGUGCUGUCAUUGAUGUCCGAGGUGGUGUCAACGACGAUAACAACAACGACGACGACGGCGACGACGAAGACGCACUGCUGGCUAUCUUCACGUGAGGAAGUGGCACGGCCAGCCGAGGCGGCGACCAGCAGAGGAAGAAGCAGAAGCGGCAUAUCAUUCUAAAGUUUUGACUGUCAGGUGGCGGUGGAGAAGCGGGUCAAGAAGAUUUCAGAAUGAGCAGCCGACCGAGGACCACCUCCUUUGCCGAUUGCACUAACGCGCCCUCGAAUCCGCCCCUGGGUGGCAUGAGAGUCAGCAGUCAUCCGGCUGGUGGUGUAACAUUAAAAAAAGGCGGUGUGAUGUAUAAUGCAGAUAGAGAUGGCAACAAAGUUACAACCGUGGUGGCUACACCUGGUGCUGGUCCAGAUCGUCCCCAAGAGAUCUCCUAUACAGACACUAAAGUAAUCGGUAACGGCAGCUUCGGCGUUGUAUAUCUAGCGAAAUUAUGCGACACGGAAGAACUGGUCGCCAUCAAGAAAGUUCUUCAAGACAAACGAUUUAAGAACAGAGAAUUGCAAAUCAUGCGGCGCCUCGAGCAUUGUAACAUCGUGAAACUGAAAUAUUUCUUCUAUUCUAGUGGUGAUAAGAACAUCUUAAACGCAACUAAUCCAGUUUUUCAUGUGGACAAGGACGAGGUUUAUUUGAACCUAGUGCUGGAAUACAUACCUGAAACUGUGUAUAAAGUUGCUCGGCAUUAUAACAAGAGCAAGCAGACCAUACCGAUUAAUUUCAUUAAGCUGUAUAUGUAUCAAUUAUUCCGUUCUCUGGCGUAUAUCCACUCGCUGGGAAUCUGCCACAGGGAUAUCAAACCGCAAAAUCUUCUUCUGGACCCGGAAUCCGGCGUUCUUAAGCUCUGUGAUUUUGGUUCCGCCAAACAUCUGGUCAAAGGGGAGCCCAAUGUGUCUUACAUCUGUAGUCGUUACUAUCGCGCGCCCGAAUUGAUCUUUGGUGCUAUUGAUUAUACUACAAAAAUCGAUGUUUGGAGCGCAGGUUGCGUAGUGGCAGAAUUAUUGCUCGGCCAACCGAUAUUCCCAGGGGACAGUGGAGUGGAUCAAUUGGUCGAGAUCAUCAAGGUGCUCGGCACCCCGACACGUGACCAGAUACGUGAGAUGAACCCCAAUUACACCGAGUUCAAAUUCCCACAAAUUAAGGCGCAUCCAUGGCAAAAGGUGUUCAGGGCACGCACGCCACCCGAAGCGAUGGAAUUAGUCGCUGGUCUCCUAGAGUAUACGCCAUCCGGCCGAAUCACACCGUUAGAAGCAUGCGCCCAUCCUUUCUUCGAUGAACUUCGGGAGCAGGGUACGCGAUUACCAAAUGGCCGAGAACUUCCUCCUUUAUUUAACUUUACAGAAUACGAGCUGCGGAUUCAGCCAUCUUUAAACUCGAUCCUAAAGCCGAAGUACAUGCAGACUUCGGAGAAUGCUGGAGGCCAGUCAGAACCUGUCGCGGGUAGCAGUGGUAACGUUAGUGAUAAUAACGUGAACGCCACGUUAUCCACCUCAAAGAACACAGACCCCGGCCAAUCGAACAUGGCUUAAGCUACUUUUUAUUUCUAACGUUUAAUUAAACAACAAAACGAGAAAGACACAAAGAGAAAGAAAGAGACGGAAAAACCGAAAGAAUUCACGUGUUAGAAACUAGCCUUAACAGAAAACGAAAAAAAAAAAAAAAAAAAAAAAAAAAAAAAAAGAAAAAAGUUCAAGUAGAUCAAGAUAGAAGAACGAAUGAAUGAAAGGAAUAUUGAUGAUAUUCUUUUGAGGAGGAUGUCCAUAAGCAACAUAACAUACACGAUACAUACACACAGUCCCUUAAUUGUAAAUUUUUUCAACUUUAUGCGAAUGGCGAUACCGUCUGGUAUUUUGAGCUUUGUUUGCUUGAAACACGAAUGACGAAAAUAUCAUUAUAGAAUUAUUAAAAUAUAGUUCCCCUGUUUGUAACGGGUUCGCCUGGGGAUACCCCCAAAUUUCGAGUGGCGUGUGCGAGUGCUUGAUUGCCACGUUAUUGCCAAAAAAUAACAACAAAAUAUUGAAUUUAAUGUAUAUAUAUUAUAGGAACUGGCCCGUAAUCACUAACUUUAAACGAUAAUUGCUAUAAACAAUGAAAGAAAGAGACAAAACGAC
Molecule: messenger RNA, 2581 nt
Organism: Apis dorsata (giant honeybee)
Lineage: Eukaryota; Metazoa; Arthropoda; Insecta; Hymenoptera; Apidae
Product: protein kinase shaggy-like
Exons: 9
Coding region: 635-1999 (454 amino acids)
Biological process (GO): negative regulation of canonical Wnt signaling pathway; signal transduction; protein phosphorylation
Cellular component (GO): nucleus; cytoplasm; axon
Molecular function (GO): protein serine/threonine kinase activity; ATP binding
Source: RefSeq, a predicted model, not a curated record